Molecule: messenger RNA, 2718 nt
Organism: Daphnia pulex (common water flea)
Lineage: Eukaryota; Metazoa; Arthropoda; Branchiopoda; Diplostraca; Daphniidae
Exons: 13
Coding region: 94-2694 (866 amino acids)
Biological process (GO): negative regulation of inflammatory response
Molecular function (GO): protein binding
Source: RefSeq, a predicted model, not a curated record
AGUUCCCCAUCAGCCUUCCACUGAGCAGGAACCGGGGUUGCUUGAACGAGCGUUUAAAAACUUUAACAGUAAAAUUAGAACACUGAAUUUGCCAUGGGGUGGUUUCGUUUCUGGCUCGUCCACUUUUUGAUAGUGUUCGUCAAGUCAGAGUUACAAUCAGAAAAUAAUGAAGGGCCAAAAUCGACCGCAUCGUCAGCUUUUUGCAGUACAGAAUGCAACCAGCAAUUACAGAAUCGAUUGGAGACGAUUGAAGCUGCGGUUCGGACAAUCGUGUCUGCCGUUUCGAGUCAAACGGACGAUCUGUUUGCUCCAAUCAAAGAAAUAUUUCAGCUGGAUCCAUCAGUUAGAUCAAUCCUAUCUUUAAAUUAUACAACGUCAUCAACUAUUGCAAGUAGUAAAAAUUCCACUUUCAAAACUAAAUCUGUUACUAUUGCCCAAGGGAAUUCGCAAGGAAAUCAGCAACCAGAGAAAUCCACCGCAGUUGACAAUCUUAAAGGAGCUGUUAAAUGUUCGUUGGCUCAUUUGGUGGACAUCAAUACAAUUGAUUUUAACUCGCGUCUUAACAAGUCUUCUGAAAUUUCAGCUUCUUUAACCAACGAUUUCCUUGAACUAACAUGGUCUAUAUUCUCCACGGAGUGUCUGAAAUUCAGUUCAGGUGUCUGGAUUCGGGUUUAUCAGCAAGCACCUGAAAGCGAUUACAAGUUGCAACCGGAAACGUCCUUGUACGUCCCUCAAAAAUGCCUCAAAAAGAAAUCGAAAACUUCGUAUUCUAUCGUUCUCUCGCCAUCGCCUUUAAAGGGAAAGAAAAUUUCCUGUGCCUUUUAUUUGACAAGGCAUCUUACCCCGUGUCUUGCUUAUGUCGUUGAAAUUAUUCCAAACUUCCAAUCACUUCGAGGCAAAACUCUACGCACAGAUAUUAUUGUUCCGCCUAAUAUGAAAAGAAGUGACGAGUCCCAUUUUAAACCACUCAUAAGUGUUGCAGCUCAAUCCACUUCGUUGACGUUGAAUUGGGAAGACAAUUCUGGAUGCGCAGAGCAAUUAACUUCUUUCACUUUAAAAAUUUUUCAAGAUGGAAUUGUAGAUGAGGUUGAAAGACCGAACAUGACAGUGACGAUUCCUCGCAGCUGCCUGAAGCGAUCAACAAAUGAAGACAAUCUGUUCUCGUUGGUGUUGCCCGCUAAGCCCGCUAAUCAAUUAAUGUGCCCAGCAAUAGAGUGGAAACCUUUGGACAGGUGUCGCAAAUACAGGAUUGACAUGAACUCUCAGUAUUCCGAUACUUGGAAUGGUCCUUCUUCAUCUUUGGACAUAUUUACAGGACAAGAAGAAGUCGUUAUUGAACCCACGACGGAUUUAAGCAAUGCUGUUUGGAGAUGUCCAAAACAACAUUAUUUUUGCAAUGAUUACGAUCAUGAUGGAUGUGCGCACACAAGCUAUUACAUUUGCGACGGACAAUAUAAUUGUGAAGGCAUGGACGAAAAGUAUUGCGAUCAAACUUUAUGUGUCAAAGACGAUGGAUUUAAAUGUGGACGGCAGUGCGUACCGAAAGAAUUAGUUUGCGAUGGAAAAUACGAUUGUCUAGACGGAUCCGAUGAAGAUGGCUGUAGUGUCAAGUGCGAGCACCUUACAAACCCAUCGGGCCACUUUUCUUCGGAUAUAUUUCCCAAACCUACAGUCGAUGUAAUGCAUCCGGAAAGAAUUUUAGCUGCCGUUCGAAAAACGAUUGUUUUGAUAUCAGUGCAACGCAGUCAUCAAAUUUGGCUAUCAUUCGAUAGGUUUACCACUGUCAAUAACACAGAUUUUCUGAAAGUUUACGACGGCCCUUUCUCGACCAGCCCCCUUCUCUUAUCCCACAGUGGAUCAAAAAAACCGCCGUCAGUACGAUCAUCCGCCAACGAAUUGUUUUUAGAGAUUCCCUCCUAUUACGACACGAAUUAUAUAGUUGAAGGGUCCUAUACAAGUAUCAACAGCACAGAUGAACCUUUUAAGCCAGGCUGUGGGGGUUUUAUGAAUGCUGAAGGCACAUUCUUUACUCCGAACUAUUCAUCCGACACCGACAUCGUUGACUGUUUUUGGUUAAUCGAAACGAGACAAAUCGACGACUUAAUCCUUCUUCAAAGAAACUACUCCGACCUAAAACACCCGACGGCUGCUUUGUUUUCUUCCCGGACUCAUCCAGAAAUGAUUGUAUAUGACGGAUGGAGUACAGACGGCCUUGUCCUAUACGACACGAAAUACUCUAAUAUUCCAUACAAAAAGGUGAUCUACUCGGUCAGCAAUAAAAUGAUGAUUCAUUUUAAACCUCCGAGAAUCCAAGAGAAUCAUGUAUCUCACUGGAACGUCUCCAAAAUAUCCACACCCCAAUGCAAGAAUUACUUAGAAGGAACUAGCGGAACUAUAAAAAGCCCUAACUAUCCAAAGGUGUAUCCUAAUCUGACGGACUGUCGCUGGACUAUCAGUGUGACACCGGGAUCAAAAGUCCGGUUACUUUUUGCAUUCUUUGAAACACAAGAGGGAGCGGAUUUUAUUUCCGUUUAUGAUGGAUCAACGAUAAACGAAAAGCUGCUGUUGACUGAAUCGGGAUCAGUACCUACUCCUUUUGUUGUUAAUUCUUCGACUAAUCAAGUGUUGGUCAGGUUUACAUCAGACGGUGAUACUUCCCUGUCUGGUUUUCUUGCCGUCUACUCAUCUGUAUGAAAUUCAUUCUUAUACAUGCAUCUU